AGUCCAUGGGUUCACAAAGAGUCAUACGUGGCUGAGCAACUGAACAAAAACAGGCAGGGGGCAGGGAUCCCUGAGGCAGGCCAUUAGGGAUGGGUUGUUGAUAACUUACUGUGAAUGGUGCAGGUAUCCAUGGUCUCUGAAGGAGAAAAUUUUACUCUGAGACCAAAAGACAAGAUCUCAGUCGAUCAGAGCUUUGUGUAACAAAGUUUUAUUUAAAGUGACAGGACAGAGAAAGCUUCUGACAUAGAUAUCAGAAGGGGGUAAAAGAGUACCCACCUCACUGUUUUACACAGAACAUUAUAUACUUUUCAAAGGCUGCUGAUAAUAGAUAAGAAGAAUACCUGGAGGUUGUAAGAGUUCCACUGGACCCUUUCCCAAGGCUUAUAUCCUGAGAUAGCUUCAGUACAAGAUUAAGUAGAAGGAAACCUGAAGAAGUGUUCCAGGCAACGCUUUUCUGCAAAAGAUACAUUGUUUUAAGAAACAGAUUAACAGGCGAGAUUUGUUACAAUUAUAAUCAUUAACAUAGAGUCUAAGAAAAGUAUUUUCAUGAGUAAGCUUUGUUCUGUGUGCUCAUUUGCUCCUAAAGAAAGGCCAGUUCUGAACUAUUCAAUAUGGAGGUGGAGGUCGGUAAGCUGGAACUUAUGUUCCAGAAAGCUGACUCUGAUCUGGACUACAUUCAGUACAGGCUGGAAUAUGAAAUCAAGACUAAUUAUCCUGAUUCAGCAGGCAAGAAAAAUCCAGUUACACUUUUAAAGGAAUUGUCAACAAUAAAGUCUCGAUAUCAGACUUUGCACGUUUGUUUUAAACCAAUUGCUGUGGAGAAGAAAGAGACUAAAAGCCGCAUUUGUGCUACUUUCAAUAAGACUAUGACCUUGAUACAAGAACUGCAGAAGGAAACAGACCUGGAGCUGUUACCGCUGACUGAAGAAGAGAAAACUGCAGCAGAGCAAUUAAGGGCUCACAUGUCAAACUUACGAGGAAGAAAUGGACUUGCAAAAAGGAACUCUAAUGGGAAAGAAAUCAAUCCCAGAAAUUUAGGAAGAUGUCUUGUUAACAUUGAUGACUAUUGGUCGGGAGAUGACAAAGGAGAUUUGGCUUGGGUGGCUGGAUAGUGAUGCCUUCCACAGGAGAGGGGGAUAUGAGAGAAGGGUAGAUAUUGUAUUAAUAAAAUUUAGCCAAAGGGGCAGAAUGGAAAUAAAGAGAUUUUAAAAAUAUAUGGACACAUGCUUAGUAAUUUCAGGCAAGGAAGUCCCAACACCAUUUGUGUCUGGUUUUGUAUAACUGGGAUAACACAGAUGUCCUGACUGACUUAUUGCAAAAGAAUAUUAUGUACUGUCAGUCAGUCAGAUGUGAAUGAACAUGCUUGGGAAAUUAAAAGUUAGAAUAAUAUUUGUACUAUAUAGGCUUACCUGGUGGCUCAGAUGGUAAAGCACCUGCCUGCAAUGCGGGAGACCUGGGUUUGAUCCCUGGGUGGGGAAGAUCCUCUGGAGAAGGAAAU
Bubalus bubalis (water buffalo) is the source of this 1498-nucleotide messenger RNA. RefSeq names its product spindle and kinetochore-associated protein 2. The record is from RefSeq and is a predicted model, not a curated record. Gene Ontology annotation, biological process: cell division; chromosome segregation; mitotic cell cycle. The coding region runs from base 612 to 1112 and encodes 166 amino acids. Gene Ontology annotation, molecular function: microtubule binding. Gene Ontology annotation, cellular component: spindle microtubule; outer kinetochore. The transcript has a single exon. Lineage: Eukaryota; Metazoa; Chordata; Mammalia; Artiodactyla; Bovidae.